UAAUGUCCUACCCUGGAGCCUCGUACGACUACGGAGUCCAACAGAGUCAAUGCGGGGGGAAUGGCGAACAUCCACCUUCUAAUUAUGAAUUCGAAGGACCAGCAUUAGCAAAUUAUGGUGAAAACACUGGUUAUCCUAUGUAUUCAGACUAUCAGAUGCUAGAUCAACAAAUUUAUGCACAUGGACCGAAUGUUCAUACUGAUGCUCCAUCAAUGUAUGAACUAGAGAAUCCAUAUACAGAUCAACAGUAUUAUGAACCUGUAACUGUUGGUCCACCAAUGUAA
Molecule: messenger RNA, 284 nt
Organism: Schistosoma turkestanicum
Lineage: Eukaryota; Metazoa; Platyhelminthes; Trematoda; Strigeidida; Schistosomatidae
Source: the annotation of a GenBank genome assembly